UGGCUGCGCGCUCCGUGUUCUCGACUGUGGGUUUUAGCCAAGGCUGCAGCGCCUAGAGGCCGAGCGAGUGACAGCGGCUUCCUCGGGCGCCCACACCCGGGCAAUGCGAUUUCUGGAGCCCCUGGGGCGCAGGCUAGGCUCACGCUCCUCGCGGGCGUCGGCUAAGCCUGAGAGGCCCGGAAGCCUCCGCGGCUGGAGGAGGAGAUAGGGAGGGUAAGCCCAGGCACUCAGGCUCCCCCCCCCCCCCCCCCUCGCCCCAUUCACCACAGUGCGGGGAGCCGGAUCGCGGGACGCCGAGGCCGGGACGGGAUCCUCCGCACGAGGCCGAAGGGACCCCGCGCCUCGUCGCCUGGGUGGGCUGCGAAGAAAAUGGUGCAAUCUGAGAGCGGCUGACCCCAGCUGGCCAGAGCAAGCGGGUGCUGGACUGCUUGGGCUCAGGUGGCGGAGAAGGGGGCGGGUUGCUUCGAGCAGCCGGGUCCUGGGUUUUCUUCGUGCCCGCAGCAUUUGAUUAGCACCCGGGCAGCUCCCACGCGGGGCUGCGGGAGGCCAGGUGAAGUGAGGCAGAGGGGAUCUUGGAGGAGGCUGGGUGUACACACUCCAGGAAGAAGGCGCUGGAAAGAGCGGAAUGACACCAAGGAGGCUGGCGGCUGGGCCGGCUGCACGCCAUCCCUGAGCGACCUGUCCAUGGUAUUGAAGGAGCUCCGAGAGCCGGGGGUGCGCCCUCCUCUGUGCAGCCCGCCCCUAGCGCCCGUCAGCUGCCGCCCAGGCUCUGCAACCCCCGGGCCGGGACUAGUCGCCUAACGCCGCCUGGGUGUCCCCGCUGCCCCAAAGCUAGGCAGUCUGAAUGGCGAGGCCAGAGGCAGGCCACCCGGGAGCUUGCGGGGAAAGGCUGUCAGAGACCGUGCGUCCUCGGGCAGCUCACCUCUGAGAGCACGCGUGGGCCGGCAGGAGCCAAGGACCUACUGGUGAUCAGAAGACCGAGGCUUUGAAAAGACCUAACGGGGAGAGGAAGAACAGUUUUGGGCGCGCAUCCCCGGCCUUCGGCUUCAGAUCGAAAAGGGGAGAGUCCGGGGGAACGAGAUCCAGGGCAGCCGGGCGCUGGCGCGAUCCAUUCCUUCGGCGGAGUGCCGCGUCCUCACACGCCCUCUCUAUCAUUCCCAGGAAGCCAGGACAGUCACUCCGGUUAGCACCGAGAAACCCCAGCAAACCCCGCCGCGGUCAAGAGCACUUGGUAUUUAGUUUGCGGUUGUCGGACCGCGCGCCGACUGUCCUAACCCUCCAGAGCGGUGGGAAGUAGCGGUGUUGAGUUCGCCACCGCCGGAGGAGGCUGCACCAGCCCGGAGGAUGCCCAGGACCUCGCGGGAGUCUCUCCGGAUCAGAACUUUUUAGGCUGCCCGCCCCGAUCCCCGCAGUCUCCCGGCUCCGUACCCGCAGGUGGGGGCCAAGGGGUCGCCGCGGCGCAGAUCCCUUCCAGUCCCCACCCCCAGCUCAGCCGCCCGCCGCUUUGUUCCGGGCGAGCAGAGGGAAGGCGAGGCUGCGGCGGAUCAUGCCCAUGGUGUAGCCGCCAAGCGGAGGCAUGGCUGCCGGAAGGUUACUGCUCUACACUGGGCUAUCGCUAGCGCUCUGCGCCCUCGGCAUGCUGGCUGUGGCCAUCUGCUCCGACCACUGGUACGAGACGGACGCCAGGAAGCACAGGGACAGGUGCAAGGCCUUCAACACCCGCCGGGUCGACCCCGGCUUCAUUUACAACAACAACAACAACUUGCCUCUGCGCGCCAGCCGCUCGCGCCUGGACCGCUGGGAGGGCAAACUCCUCCGGGCCCGGAAUCGCCGGCAGCUGUUCGCCAUGAGCCCGGCGGACGAGUGCAGCCGGCAAUACAACUCCACCAACAUGGGCCUCUGGAGGAAGUGCCACCGGCAGGGCUUCGACCCGGAGAUCGCCGCCCUCAUCCGGAAAGGAGAAAUUGAGAGAUGCACGUACAUCAAGUACCACUACUCCUCAGCAACCAUCCCCAGGAACCUCACAUUCAACAUCACGAAGACCAUCCGUCAGGAUGAGUGGCAUGCCCUACACCUUCGUAGAAUGACAGCUGGCUUCAUGGGUAUGGCAGUGGCCAUCAUCCUCUUCGGCUGGAUCAUCGGUGUGCUGGGCUGCUGCUGGGACCGAGGCCUUAUGCAGUAUGUGGCAGGGCUUCUCUUCCUCAUGGGAGGAACCUUCUGCAUCAUCUCACUGUGUACCUGUGUGGCUGGGAUCAACUUUGAGUUAUCACGUUACCCACGCUACCUAUAUGGACUUCCAGAUGACAUCAGCCAUGGCUAUGGAUGGUCCAUGUUCUGUGCAUGGGGGGGCCUGGGCCUCACGCUAAUCUCGGGAUUCUUCUGUACCUUGGCCCCCUCUGUCCAACCUGUCCCGAGGACCAACUGCCCUAAAUCCAGACCAGAAAAUGGGACAGUGUGCUAAAAAAAAAAACAAAAAACCCAAAC
This is a messenger RNA of Onychomys torridus (southern grasshopper mouse), 2484 nucleotides long. RefSeq names its product transmembrane protein 178B (gene Tmem178b). The transcript is spliced from 4 exons. The record is from RefSeq and is a predicted model, not a curated record. NCBI's taxonomy places the organism in Eukaryota, Metazoa, Chordata, Mammalia, Rodentia, Cricetidae. Gene Ontology annotation, cellular component: membrane. Bases 1577 to 2461 code for a protein of 294 amino acids.